Messenger RNA from Saccoglossus kowalevskii, 615 nucleotides. RefSeq names its product glutathione S-transferase theta-1-like. Lineage: Eukaryota; Metazoa; Hemichordata; Enteropneusta; Harrimaniidae. Gene Ontology annotation, biological process: glutathione metabolic process. Gene Ontology annotation, cellular component: cytoplasm. The record is from RefSeq and is a predicted model, not a curated record. Gene Ontology annotation, molecular function: glutathione transferase activity.
AUGACAUUAGAAUUGUAUAUUGACGAGUUGUCACCUCCCUGUAGAUCGGUGUUGUUGUUCUGUGAGGCUAAUGUUAUACUGUACGAGAAAAACAUCCUAAAUAUUGUCAAAGGUCGGUCUAACAAAGUGUUUUGGUGUUUAAAAGGAAGUACUUGUGGUGACACCUGGUCAGAAACAUUCUACCAAAUUAAUCCGCAGAACAAAGUGCCUGCAAUAAAAGAUAUUCUGUUCUGUCUCGGUGAAAGCGUUGCUAUUUUGAAAUACUUGGCAGCCAAAUACAACACUGUAGAUCACUGGUAUCCACAAGAUCUGCAGAAGAGAGCCAGAGUGGAUGAGUAUCUCGCUUGGCACCAUGGUAACACCAGAAAGGAUGUAGCAUUCCUAUACUGGACAGAGGUGGUUAUUCCUAUUGUAAGUGGCACGGAGAUAAACCAGCAAAGACUAGAAAAUGCAGUGACUGCAUUCAAGGCCACAUUGGAUAGAGUUGAGAAUACAUAUAGUAUAUUUUUAAAAGAUCAGAAAUUUCUUUGUGGUGAUGACAUCACUCUUGCAGAUAUAAUGGCAGUACCGGAGGUACAUUUUUCUAGUUCUUUCUAUCGUAUAAAUUCCGUAUAA